UAAACACCAAAAGAAGGAAGCUAAAUGUGAUGCUAGCAGCUUUAGCUUUCUUUCGUUCUGCUUGAAGCCAUCCCAGAGAGUCGGAUAGUCUGUGAGCUGAACAUGUGAGUGUUUGCAGUAAAAAUAUCUUCAGUCCGGAUUCAACACGAGGUUUUAAACGAGCUCCUGCUGAAGAAACAUUCACAGAGUUUAAAUAAAUCUCCAGGUUUAAGGAAGAAAUGGAUGAUCAGAUGCUGGUUUUUACCCGGACACCUCAGAUCAUCUUAUAUCGAAUAGACCACCUGCUGGAUCGUGUUUGGAAAGAGGAAGUUUGCUCUAACCAGCAGCUCUGUAAACAUGAGACGGAUCCCAGUUUGGACCAGGAGGAACCAGAACCUCUGCAGCUGAAAGAAGAGCAGCAAGAGCCAGAUCAUCCAUGCACUAAAGAGGAACCAUCGGAGCUCUGCAUAAGUGAACAUAAAGAGCAUCUUGAUCUGAGGCAGGAGAAUGAAGAUUCAUUAAGGUUGACUCCUAAUUAUGAAGAAAAGAACCACAUUCAAGCAGAACCAAUCAGUAACCAAGCUGUCUCUCAAAACUUUAAAAAAGAUUCCUUUAUGCCAAAGAAAAAUUUGACUGAAGACUUGAAAAGUCACACAGGUGAGAAACGUUUUCCAUGUCGGACAUGUGGAAAAAGUUUCUUUAAGAAAAGAGAUUUAACAGAUCACAUGAGGAUUCAUUCAGGCGAGAGACCAUUCAAAUGUUGGCUCUGUAGAAACAGCUUCACUACAAAAGUUGUUCUGGACUCUCAUGUCAGAACUCACACAGGUGUGAAGCGAUUUUCUUGUGCCAUUUGUGGCAAAGGUUUUAGUCGAAAUUAUACUAUGAAUUAUCACAUGAGACGCCACAAAAAUGAAAGGCCUUUUCCCUGGAAUACCCGUGAACAAACGUACACAUCAAAAGAUCCAUUGAGCGACAAUACAGUUGAGAAUCCCUUUUUGUGUGGGAUCUGUGGAAAAGCUUUCCAAGAAAGCAAUAGCUUAAGAACUCACCUGAUGUCUCACACAAAGGAGACGCCGUUUCAGUGCAGAACAUGUGGAAAAAGUUACAAAGAAAAAGUACAUUUCACAGUUCACAUGAAAACUCAUACAGAUGGGAAGCUUUGUUCUUUCUGCGGAAAAACUUUCACAACCAAGUCUAAUUUUGAGAGACACGUCAGAAUUCACACUAGUGAGAAGCCGUUCUCUUGUACCAUUUGUGGCAAAGGCUUCAUUCAAAAAGAGCAUUUGGCUUAUCACAUGACGCAUCACACAGACGACAGGCCUUUUCCCUGCGAUAUCUGUGAAAAAUCUUUUAAAAGAAAGGAUGCUUUGAAAAGACACACGAGAAUCCACACAGGUGAGAAACCCUUUUUGUGCAAGACCUGUGGAAGAGCAUUCAUCCACCAUAAUAGCUUUAAAGCUCAUUUGCUAACUCACAAAUGAGAAGCCUUUUCAUUGUGUGACGUGUGGAUAAAGUUAUGAGAAAAACGGAUCGACACUUGGCAUGAGGCACAAAUGUAAAAUUCUGUAUUUGUCAGAAUGUUUCUCUUUAUUUGGUGGUAGAAAAUAGUCAAAGACAACAGAUUUUAGGUGGGAUUAAAAUGAAACCAAGUAUAAAGGAUAAUAAUUGAAUGAAUAAUACAGAAGUACGACUCAUGGCACAGUGUCCUGUUAAUGCAAUACUUGUUUCUGUGCAGUUUUCACAUGCUGUCUCAACCAGAUUCUAUCACCAAGCUGUGUUUUAUCACCAAGCUAACUGUCAUAACGAACACAUGAAAAUCUUGUUCAUGAACAAUGCUGUCAGGACUUUUCAUUUUGAUGACAUUGGCACUUUCAUUGAUAUGAAUACUUGCUUUUGAGGAAGAAGCUAUUGUUAGCAAGUGGCUCACUCCUGCAGGUUAUCAGCUGUGUUUUGCAGUUUUGUACUUUAAGAAAUGCAGUAGCUGUUGUGUUAAUGUUAACGUAUGAAAUGCACAAAAGCGACAGGAAAAACACUGUAGAACCAAAAAUCCUCAGUCUGAAGAACUUAUUCCCUUUAGUUUGUAAGUUAUUAUAGAUUAAAAGACUGCUUUUCAAAAUAAAUCAUCUUUGUCAGAUGACAGAAUUAAGAUUGCACAGCUUAGAUACAAUAGUAAAAAUGUAUGUAAAAAUUUAUGAAAUCAACUGCUUUCUUAAUGCCUACAUUGAUUUAAAACAAUGAAAUUAAAGAAGAAAGCAACAUUAAACAUUUUUGUUUUUAAUUUUCACCAAUACUUCCAGAAAAUGACAGCAGAGUUAAGCUACAAGUACCACCAAUUUUGUCCUGACCCGUUUCAUUAAUUAGUUUUUUUAAAUGAUUCUAUUGAUCCACAAUUCAAAAUCAGUGUCUGGUUUCCAUUUAUUCAUUUUCAAUAAAGUUUUAUUUAUCA
Messenger RNA from Poecilia latipinna (sailfin molly), 2425 nucleotides. RefSeq names its product gastrula zinc finger protein XlCGF57.1-like. The transcript is spliced from 2 exons. Gene Ontology annotation, biological process: regulation of transcription by RNA polymerase II. The coding region runs from base 219 to 1460 and encodes 413 amino acids. Lineage: Eukaryota; Metazoa; Chordata; Actinopteri; Cyprinodontiformes; Poeciliidae. Gene Ontology annotation, molecular function: DNA-binding transcription repressor activity, RNA polymerase II-specific; RNA polymerase II cis-regulatory region sequence-specific DNA binding. Gene Ontology annotation, cellular component: nucleoplasm. The record is from RefSeq and is a predicted model, not a curated record.